Aspergillus homomorphus CBS 101889 is the source of this 333-nucleotide messenger RNA. RefSeq lists its product as uncharacterized. The transcript has 3 exons. Lineage: Eukaryota; Fungi; Ascomycota; Eurotiomycetes; Eurotiales; Aspergillaceae. The coding region runs from base 1 to 333 and encodes 110 amino acids. The record is from RefSeq and is a predicted model, not a curated record.
AUGGUGUCGGUGAACAUCCAUAGAGCGGACGACGACAACUCCCGGCUAGAAUUCAAGCAGACGCAAGAGGCUGGCGUUGCGCAUUCAGAACAAGAGGUUGACCCUAGCAAGGAGACAACACCCACUCCAGUAUCGCAGGAUUCCCCGAGUCUCCGAGGCGUCCAGUUGAUCGUUCUGUUAUCGUGCCUUUUCCUUGAAAUCCUACCAUUGGAUUUAGUGUGGACAAUAUUCACAAGGCCUGUAGGUCAGCAGUUGCAGUGGUACCCUUCUUGUGAUUCUCACCGACCAUCUCGACGCUCUUCGGGAUAUUGGUUGGUACCAAACAACAUAUAA